GAGAGAGAGAGAGAGAGAGAAAGAUGGGAGGAGGAGGCGGGAGAGAAGGGGAUUGGGAGUGCAGUGGCUGUGGGAACAGAAACUACGCUUUCAGAUCCUUCUGCAACAGGUGUAAGCAGCCUCGUCUUCUUGUUGACACUAAAACCCCCGCCGAUUCCAAAUGGCUCCCCCGUAUUGGUGAUUGGAUCUGUGCUGGUUGCACUAACAACAAUUAUGCGUCAAGAGAGAAGUGCAAAAAGUGCGGCCAACCGAAGGAGGUAGCAGCAAUGCCAGCAGUUGCAAUGCCUGGAGCUUCUCUCCCAACUCAUCCACAUUAUUUUACCAGGGCACAAGGACUUCUGGAACAAACGAUGAGUCCUGGAUUAGUAGGCAGUGGAGUACUCCAGCAGUCACUACCUUUGAGUUCUAACUGGUCCUUAGGAGGGGCUGAUACAUAUGGAUUUCAGCCUGCGGAUAGGUAUGGAGUUCAGCCAACUUCUACUUGGCCUCCAGGUGUGGACCACCAUUCCACUGUUCCAUAUGCAAACCAAUCAAAUCAACUUCUGAUGGUUCCAAAAGGAUGGCGUAGUGGUGACUGGAUCUGCACCUGUGGCUUCCACAACUACUCUUCUCGUGCUCAGUGCAAAAAAUGCAAUGCUUCUAUGCCACCAAAUACAGCCUCAUCUGUGGUUAGCACAACAGUUACAGCUAUUGGAACUAAACGAUUGGCUUCUGAAGAAUUCGUUCAUGAAUGGGAUAAUAAGAGACUGAAUGCAGGACAGACACUUGGGCUGCAACAAGCCUACCCAGGAGUUGAGCAAAUAUUUGGCUCUGUUGGAAAUCAAACAGCUGGUUUGUACCCGCCAUAUCUCAGUGGAAACUCAGCGGUGGCUUCAAACUUGCAAGUCAACCUGCAGCUCCCACCACUACCAGCAGCUCCUACACUCCUUGGUAAAGGAGCAAAGCAAUGGCGUGACGGGGAUUGGAUGUGCACGAAUUGUAACAAUCACAACUAUGCUUCUCGAUCGCAAUGUAAUAGGUGCAAGACUCAGAGGGAGGUGCUUGCUCCGCCAGUUACCGCUGCAUAGAAGUUGUGAAGGCUUUAUUGUGAUAUAGCUUUUACCUGUCUUGAGAAUUUGCUGAAUAUUUGAUUUGGUAUUUUUUAAUUGGCUGGGAGAAAUGAGGUUUGCUACGAUGCAUUUAAUGUCCCUUUAGUAAUUCUGGAAGACAGUUGCAAUGGCUAUUCAAUCUCAUGAAUGUAAUUGACAGCUUAUCGGUUUUUUGGUGCGUGAGUGAGUUAGGUUUCAAUAUUAAAGGUGCUAUUCCAGCAUCAGUAGUCAUUUGUAAUCCCGCUGAAAUUUCUUUAAAUGUUGCUUGCGCAUUGUUUCAUCUUCAUAAUCAUGAAAAACCUCAUCAUUACUAUCAGGAAUUGUACUCGUUUAUGGGUGAAUCGAAGCUGGAAUGAAGAGAUUCUGGACUUGCAAUGUACAGAUUUACUUCCUUGAACUAAUUCUCAGUUUUAUUUACUUUAUUUUACAACUCUAGGUGGCACCACAUUACACCCAGUGUCACAACAGUUGACAAAACAUAGAAGAACAAAACGUUUCAUCACUCUCUCUCUCUC
Molecule: messenger RNA, 1603 nt
Organism: Ilex paraguariensis (yerba mate)
Lineage: Eukaryota; Viridiplantae; Streptophyta; Magnoliopsida; Aquifoliales; Aquifoliaceae
Source: the annotation of a GenBank genome assembly